Molecule: messenger RNA, 2161 nt
Organism: Empidonax traillii (willow flycatcher)
Lineage: Eukaryota; Metazoa; Chordata; Aves; Passeriformes; Tyrannidae
Product: leucine-rich repeat-containing protein 1-like
Exons: 15
Coding region: 2-2146 (714 amino acids)
Biological process (GO): neurotransmitter receptor transport postsynaptic membrane to endosome; neurotransmitter receptor transport, endosome to postsynaptic membrane
Cellular component (GO): postsynaptic membrane; postsynaptic density; adherens junction
Molecular function (GO): protein binding
Source: RefSeq, a predicted model, not a curated record
GAUGCUGCGCUGCAUGCCGCCGCUCUGGCGCUGCAACCGGCACGUGGAGGCGCUGGACCGGCGGCACUGCUCGCUGCAGGCCGUGCCCGAGGAGAUCUACCGCUACAGCCGCUCGCUCGAGGAGCUGCUGCUGGACGCCAACCAGCUCCGCGAGCUGCCCAAGCCUUUCUUCAGGCUCCUGAACCUGCGCAAGCUGGGCCUGAGCGACAAUGAGAUCCAGAGGCUUCCCCCUGAGGUGGCCAACUUCAUGCAGCUGGUGGAGCUGGACAUCUCCCGCAAUGACAUUCCAGAAAUUCCUGAAAGCAUCAAAUUCUGCAAAUCCUUGGAAAUCGCAGACUUCAGUGGGAAUCCUCUCUCCAGGCUUCCUGAGGGCUUCACCCAGCUCCGCAGCCUGGGCCACUUGGCCUUGAAUGACGUGUCCCUGCAGAGCCUCCCCACUGACAUUGGGAAUUUGGCAAACCUGGUGACUUUGGAGCUUCGUGAGAACCUGCUAAAGACUCUCCCCACUUCACUCUCCUUCCUUGUCAAGUUAGAGCAGUUGGAUCUCGGUGGCAAUGACCUGGAAGUACUGCCGGACACUCUGGGCGCGCUCCCAAACUUGCGUGAGCUUUGGCUGGACCGGAACCAGCUCUCGGCCCUGCCUCCGGAGCUGGGCAACCUCCGCCGCCUGGUCUGUCUGGAUGUGUCGGAGAACAAACUGGAGCAGCUGCCCAAUGAGGUCAGUGGGCUGGUGGCACUGACGGACUUGCUGCUGUCACAGAACCUGCUGGAAUGCAUUCCGGAUGGGAUUGGUCAGCUGAAGCAGCUCUCCAUCCUCAAGGUGGACCAGAACCGGCUGACAGACAUGACAGAGUCAAUUGGGGACUGUGAAAAUCUGUCAGAGCUCAUCUUGACCGAGAACAUGCUGACGGCCUUGCCCAAGUCCCUGGGCAAACUGGCCAAGCUGACGAACCUGAACGUGGACAGGAACCGUCUGACGUCGCUGCCGGCAGAGAUCGGGGGCUGUGCCAACCUCAACGUGCUGUCCCUGCGGGACAACCGGCUGGCUCUGCUGCCCCCUGAGCUUGCCAACACCACUGAGCUCCACGUCCUGGAUGUGGCUGGGAACAGGCUGCAGAACUUGCCCUUUGCUUUGACAAAUCUUAAUCUGAAAGCCCUGUGGCUGGCAGAAAACCAGUCCCAGCCCAUGCUGAAAUUCCAAACUGAGGAUGAUGAAAAGACAGGAGAAAAGGUUCUCACUUGCUACCUGCUCCCUCAGCAGCCGUCUCCUAGCCUGGAGAACCUCCUGCAGAACAGUGUGGACGAGAGCUGGACGGACACCAACUUAAACAGAGUCAGUGUCAUCCAGUUCCUGGACGAACCCAGAGGAGAUGAUGAGGAGGAGUCUGGAGCUGAGAGACGGGGCCUGCAACGCCGAGCCACCCCUCACCCCAGCGAGCUGAAGGUGAUGAAAAAGGUGAUUGAGGUUCGGCGCAACGAGGUGAAUGCUGCCAAGGCUGAUGCUGACCUGAACUCUCCUAACUCAGAAGAGAAGAGGCUGAGUGCCUCGUCGAAUCGCAGUGAGGACUCCCACGUGUCCACCAGCACGGCCUCUGCAGACUGCAGGGCAGAGGAGGGCGACCGGGGCUGGCCCAACGGGCAGGUGCCCAAUGUGCGGGACCUGGAGAAGGAGGCAAAGCCCAGAGCAGAAGAGGAGCAUAAGGAAGCUGCUGGCCAGGAGGAGGAUGAUGUGGAAGUGGAAUACAAUGAGCCCACUGUGCACUUUGCUGAGGACACACUGAUACGGAGUGAGGAUGAGGAUGAAGAUGAAGAGCGACCAUUCCCAGUGGAGAAGCAGAGGCUCAUCCGCAAGGACACGCCCCAUUAUAAGAAACACUUUAAGAUCACCAAACUGCCCAAGCCAGAGGCAGUGGUGGCACUUCUGCAGGGGCUGAACAGCGACGGGGUCCCUAAAGAGGAGGAGGAGUUGGGAGGCUGCAAUAACAACGCAGAGCCCGAGGAUCAGGAGGAAGCGUGGAAUGAGGAUGACAGAAAGAACGGAGCUUUGUCUGCUCAGCCAUCCGUGAAGGUAAGGUCUUGUGGGGAGGGGGAAGGUCAGAGGGGUGCAGACCUGCCCUUUCCUCCUUUGACCUGCCAGCCAGGCUGAUGUGGUCGUGAAGAA